AACUGUCAAAAGGAGCGGCCUAAUCUACCACAGCCCAAGUGGUUGUCAUUUUUAGUCAGGUUACUUUACGUGUAAAGGCUUCAUACAACCUUUUGACCUAUAUACAGUAUAUACAAUUGUAUAUAAAUUAAGAAACCACUUGCAUCUUGUGGCACUGCGAUGGCUGAUCCCAAAUACGCCAAUUUGCCAGGCAUCGCCUUUAAUGAGCCUGAUGUCUAUGAGACCAGCGACCUACCCGAGGAUGACCAGGCCCAAUUUGAGUCGUUUGUGCAAGAGCUGGAGGAGCUAUGCAGCGACAGUGUGGAGCGCAUCGUGGUCAACCCCAACGCGGCCUACGACAAGUUCAAGGACAAGCGGGUCAGCACCAAGGGCCUGGACUUCUCUGACCGCAUCACUAAGAACCGGCGAGUGGGCUACGAGUCUGGAGAGUUUGAGAUUUUGGCCGAUGGCUGUGGGGUGAAGGAGACUCCUCAGCAGAAGUAUCAGCGGCUGCUCAACGAGAUUCAGGAGCUGACUCAGGAGGUGGACAACAUCCAGGCGACCACGCGGGAGAGCAGUGCUGAGGAGCGCCUGACCCCCGUGGCGCUGGCCCAGCAGGCGGCCCAGUUGAAGCAGCAGCUGGUGUCGGCUCACCUGGACUCACUGCUCGGCCCGCAGGCCCACAUCGACCUGGCCGACCCAGAUGGAGCCCUCGCCAAGCGCUUGUUGACACAGCUGGAGGCGGCGCGGUCCAGCCGUGGCCCGGCGUCCGGCGAGGGGAAGGCGGCGGCAGCAGCGGGGGCCAAGAGCCCAGAUGGAGUGGUGCUGUAUGAGCUGCACAGCCGGCCCGAGCAGGAGAAGUUCUCCGAGGCCGCCAAGAUGGCUGACCUGGAGAAGCGGCUGGCAGAACUGGAGACGGCUGUUGGGUCGGGCUCCGAUAAACAGGGUCCCCUCAGUGCAGCGGGAGGAGGGAGUCUGAUGGACACCCUGGAGCUCCUCCAAGCCAGGGUCAAUGCCCUGGAUGCGGCUACUCUGGACCAGGUGGAAGCCAGACUCCAGAGCGUGCUGGGGAAGAUGAACGAGAUUGCCAAGCACAAGGCGGCCAUCGAGGACGCCGACACACAGAACAAGGUGUGUCAGCUCUACGAUGUCGUCCAGAAGUGGGACGCCAUGGCAACCUCUCUCCCUCAGGUGGUGCAGAGGCUGAUUGCGGUGAAGGAGUUGCAUGAGCAAGCCAUGCAGUUUGGCCAGCUGCUCACCCACUUGGACACCACGCAGCAGAUGAUCAACAACUCCCUGAAGGACAACAGCACACUGCUAACACAGGUGCAGCAGACCAUGAAGGAAAACCUGAAGUCUGUGGAGGAGAACUUCUCUACUUUAGACCAGAGGAUGAAGAAGCUCUCCAAAUAAGUAGACAUGUUGUUAGGUUUUUAUUUUUUACUGGAAGAAGAGAAAGAAAGAAUAGAAGGGGGACAAAAAGAAAGAGAGGCAGACUGCUUCUUCCUUUUUUAAACUCCCCUCUUUAUUUUCACAUUCUCUCUCUCCCUCCCUCCACCUCAGCCUUUUCUUCUUUGCGAUGCAGAAUGUUCUCGUUGGAAUCCACCUAGAACAGGGAUGAGAGAGUUGUGACCAAAUACCACACACUACAGUAGCUUGUAUGCCUGCUAUUGCCUCAGUCAGAUCUAGAGAUCUGGCCUCUGUACUGUACAUCCCCCCCUGAGUAUUUAAUCUCCCAUACACCAAUCAAUUACUUAGUCUCCAUAAAGCACUUGAUGGCUAUUUAUCAGAGAUCCUUUUUUAUUAUUAUUAAGGAAUUCUACACAAUGCAAGUAGUCAAUUUUGUUGGCGCCCUUUUAAAACAAAAACAUGUUGGGAUAUUAGAUUCAGGUUGCAAUGUAAAUUUUAUCUUCUGGUAAGAUGUCGUUACAGAAUUAAUGUCUGUCAUGCGGUUUUCUUACAGGGGUCAAAAAAACGGCACAAAGAACUGGGGUAUCAUUUCAGAUAGCAAAAAGAAAAUCCACCGCGUUACUGUGGAUCACUUGUUUUUUGUUUUGUUUUUGACAGGAGGUGAUUUGGGAAGGAAUGCUUGUAAAUAUGCCUGCGUACCUUAAUGUGUUUUCUGCUCAGUUGCUUGUAACUGCUAUUAUUAUAUUAUUACUGAAACUACAUGCCACAAACAAGACAAUGUCCAAUCUGCUUUGUUAUUGCCUACAACAGAUCAUUGAUGUUGGGAAAAUAAACACAUGCUUUAACCCGA
Alosa sapidissima (American shad) is the source of this 2239-nucleotide messenger RNA. It is a transcript of the gene dctn2, whose product is annotated as dynactin 2 (p50). Gene Ontology annotation, biological process: mitotic spindle organization. NCBI's taxonomy places the organism in Eukaryota, Metazoa, Chordata, Actinopteri, Clupeiformes, Clupeidae. Gene Ontology annotation, cellular component: cytoplasm; centrosome; dynactin complex. Bases 160 to 1392 code for a protein of 410 amino acids. The transcript is spliced from 16 exons. The record is from RefSeq and is a predicted model, not a curated record.